GCGAGAGGCCUAUGUUUGCAUGAUAAACUACUGCUGACCCAGCACAAUGGGCCUGACGCUGGGGAUAACAACAACUCUCGUGGGAAGCAAGGACAGACCAGGACAAAAACAAAGUAUCUCUGGUGAGCGGAGGCCGUGUGCUCAGCGAUCUCCGCCUUCAGGAAGCCUCCCGUCAGCGUCUCCGUCAGUGCCUCGCUGAGGAUCGACUCCGUGCCUCGUGACUGACUAAGACUAAUGUGUAGUGUCCCGUCUUCAGACUCAGGGAGUGCGGACGCUUGUGCUGUCGGCGCGCCGGGGACAUUUCCCGUCGGCGCCUCCGUCAUUCCGGGGGGUAUUUGGAGUGUAUUACAGGAAAAGAUAGUAUACAGCGAACUAGUUUGACAUCUGCAAGUGGAAGCGUCCCGAUUGCCACAGCAUCGGGCCUUGCACGCAACAAAGCACCGGCCCGAGGGGCGCAUGUGACCUCGGACAACUCUACGUAUGUUGAAUAUCAUCCUUUACCAACAAACCUCGACAAAGACCAGCGGUGACCACCCCAACUAGUCUAGCCGGUGACCCAGAGCCACAACACCCCUCCUGCACGCCCCUGCCGGCGCCUCUGCCUAGGGAAGGUUGUUCAGUUGACGGUGGCGGACAGCACUCUCCCGUCCCGGCCACCGCGGGAGCAACAUCAUCGAGGAAGUGGUACCCCAGCUUAGUCGGUGAUUUAGAGCAACAAUGCCCCUCCUGCACGCCCCUACCGGCACCUCUGCCCAGGGAAGGCAGUGCAGUUGACCAUGGUGGACAGCUCGUUCACGUCCCGGCCACCGCAGGAGCAACAUCGUCGAGGGUGAUGUACUCCAACUUGAGGCAUGAUUGAGAGGGUCGACAGGCGACCCUGGGGGACCCUCCUUUGCUGUGGGGGCCCAAGGGGGGGACAGGGAGGGUACCCCCCCUGGGCAUAGCCGGGGGAAUUACUGGCUAUGUUAUUACCGGCACAGAAGUGUAGAGUGUACACGUGCCCAACCCAACACCUAAAGGUAGAGGUGUCGGGGUUAAAGACAUGCCAUGCCAUUGGCCGGUCGGAUAGAACGUAGGUUAGCAGUGGGGGGACGGCAACUCCUAAGGAGUCGCUGGUCCCCCGUUACCGCCCCGUGGGGCGUAACAUAUUGGCGCAGUGAGUAGGAUCUGAUCUCGCCUCUGGCAUGGCUAGCUUAGCUGUUAGACCUCCAAGACAGGCAGGGAAUCGCCCGGUAGUAAGCGCGGGGUGCUCGGCAGCAACAGGUAACGGACCCACCACAUCAGAGUAUGAAUGGAUAGAGUGACUGGUUGACUGUGACUUCGUGGCGAGCACUUCCGGAUGACUGCAGAGGCCUGUUGGGCUACCACGCGGCCACUGUCGUUAGGGUUUCUUCUGGACGCCGUCGCUGUUCGUUACUGGGAGUGUCUGCGUGUGAGAGGACUAACACUAUAGGAGGAGGACAACGGGUCGGCGCAUGAGGAAGGGAAUAAGGAACCCAGUUCUUGCCAACAGGUGUGGGGUCUGUAUCUGCUGUACCGCGGCAGAUGGGUGGAGGACAGUACCUGGCCCGCGACCGACCCUUUUCACACUCUUUGUUAGGCGAGCCACUCAGAUAAUCUAUGCAUGCCAACGGGGAACGCCUCCCGGGACGUGCCUCGGCCCAGGGCCGACUGUGACACUCCCGUAGGCCCAGCGGGGCAUCAAAUACGCCAGGCCCGGCGGGGCAUCUAAUACGCCAGGCCCGGCGGGGCAUCAAACACACCACAUCGAGGGACAGAGGGACCGUAGGAGAAUCAGCCACAACGAGGGAUAGAAACACGCCGAGGUGUGGGCACCCCCAGGUAUAAACCGAGGUUUAGGAUCAUAAGGAAUGACCCGAAGUAUUUGGUAGGUCCUCCCCAUUAGGUAGUGGUAUGUAGGUAGGAUGAGGAUGCGGAGGCUGAUAGUGGCGCACGCCCCUCCAUGGCUCCCGGAAAAGGGCACUACGAACGGCACACCCUACGUUAGGCUCCUCCCUGGCCGCCCAUUUAGGCUACUUGGUGGUUUCUUUCUCAGUGCAUGACACCUGGCAAUACGUUGUGAGCACGAUUGUGUACAUGGGCAGAGGGAUGAAUGCCACCAUUUCCAACAGGUCUCCUCAGAAGCACUGCAGGCUGUAGCUGAGCGACAUGGACGCAAAGCGACCACCUCCCUUCUGUGCUGCCCGGCAGACGAUCCAGGAAUGGAUCAAACUCUUCGAGCUCCACUGCCGGAGGAAGAUGAGAAGGCAACCUGGUACCGCCUGACGAUCGUUCCCGACAGCAGAGGCCUACCUGACGAAUCUCCCAGAUGACAUUUCCUGGACUCGUUUGCAGAGGAAGCUAAUCAAGAACCUGGGCUCAACUCAACUCCACGACAACGCACUGUCACGGCUGCUGGACCUCACCUGGGGCCAAGAGACCGCUCGUGGCCUCGCCAACUGAGCACUCCUGCUGGCGAGCAAGGCGCCGCCUAACUCCUCCUGUGCAACCCAGAGGCGCUUUGCCCGAGAAGGCUUCCUCCUGCCAGUGGCCUCUGCACUGGGCCAACACUGGUGUCAAACUCCCAAGGUACUGUUCUCCAAACUGAUCGAGAGAGCUGAGCAUCGACUGGGCGUCAACAACUUCCUUCUCUGCAGCUGGGAGCCCCCACACUGAGGACCCCCAUGGCUGCUGGGAUCUUUAACCUGGUCCCAGGACUGAGCCCUGCUACUGAUGCCCUAACUACUGGUGCUGCUCCAGACGCUGGUACGGUGGCCCCAUCGUCACCCGCUCACUUUCACAACAGGAACACUCGACACCCAGGUCACCACGCUGAGCGAAGGGGCAGGAGGGGCCGCCGAGAUGAACGGAACACCACCGACAAUGAAAGGUACCAGUCUUACUUCCGCCGCCUGGAUGACGAUCAGCAGAGCCCUCGCAGCUAACAAAUCGAGAUAAGGGAAUCGCGGAAAAUGCGAGCAGAACUCCUGGCUGAGGCCUGGAGGACCCAGGACUAUGCUCAUUCCUACCACGCCGAACCGCACAGCAGGAAAGUAACCCCAUGGCGGCGUCACCAAACCUUCAACACAGAGGACAUCUAGACACGUCACCCGGGGCAUGGUCCGCCCAUGACAGCUAUCCCGCACCCCAGGAGCCCUUGGUGGUGCCAUAAGAACUUCACCUUCUGCAGCCGAGGACGGCCCUUGUCAUGGAGGGGGUAAUGUUACGCCCCAAACACUCACACACACACACACACCUACACCCAAGCACUCACUCACAUACCCACAUGCAACCACACACAAGUAUCCACGCGCCUAUGGACGCGCACAUGAACUGUGAGAGGACAGUAAAUGCAGGCGAGAGGCCUGUGUUUACAUGAAGAUAGAGGUGUCAAGGGUAAAGACAUCCCAUGCCAUUGGCCGAUCGGAUAGAACGUAGGUUAGCAGUGGGGGACGGCAACCCCUAAGGAGUCGCCGGUCCCCCGUUAUCCGCCGGUGGGGCUAACAAUUAUUAUUAUUAUUAUUAUUAUUAUUAUUAUUAUUAUUAUUAUUAUUAUUAUUAUUAUUAUUAUCAUUAUUAUUGUUAUUAUCAUUAUUAUUAUUAAUAUUAUCAUUACUAUUGUUAUUAUUAUUAUCAUUAUUAUUAUUAUUAUUAUCAUCAUCAUCGUCAUUAUGCUCACUAUUAUUACUACUAGUACUUUUUUUAUGUAGGAGGGCCACUGGCUAAAGACAACAAAACUGAGGAAAAAAGGCCCACUUGAGUGCUAAUGAAUGCAAAACAGAAAAAAAAAUACAGAUGAAAAGUGUGAAAAGUCUCUCUCUUGAAAGAGUUCAAGGUCAUAGGAAGGAGGAAAUGCAGAAGUAGGCACGGAGUUCCAGAGUUUAUCAGAGAAAAGGAUGAAUGAGCUCAUAAUACUGGUUAACUAAUGCAUUAGAGAGGUGGACAGAAUAAGGGUGAAAGGAAGUGCAGAGUCUAUGCAGCGAGGCCGCAGGAGGAGGGGGGAAGCAUGCAGUUAGCAAGCUCAUAAGUGUAGUUAGCUUGAAAAUUGUAUUCGAAGAUAGCAAGAGAUGCAGCAUUGCGGCGAUGAAAGAGGGAGGCUGAAGACAGUUAGAGGAAGUUGCUAGGACGAAAUGCUUUUGAUUCCAUUGUCUGAAAGUGCAUUAUGAGUGGAACCUCUCAAUACAUGUGAGGCAUCCUCUAUACAUGGACGGAUAAGACCCUUGUACAAAGUUCGCAGCUGUGGGGGUGAGAAAAAUUGGAGGAGACGGCUCAGAACGCCUAACUUUAUAAAUGUUUUAACUUGACAUGGACGUGAAAUUUACAGUUUAGAUUAUAAGUAAAGAACAAAACGAGGUUGUUCAGUGUAGAAGAGAACAGUUGAGUGUCACUGAAGAAAAGGGAAUAGUUAUCUGGAAGGCUGUGACGAGUUGAUGGAUGGAGGAAUUGAGUUUUUUGAGCCAUUGAGCAAUAUUAAGUUUUGCUCUGCCCCAGUCAAAAAUUUUAGAGAGAUCCGAAGUCAGGCGUUCUUUGGUUUCCCUGCCUCGGUUAUUUAAUAUCUGAAGUGUUGGACGUGUGUCAUGUAUGAAAAGACGGUGAAAAGUGCAUGUAUAAUCAGCGUAGGAGUGGAUAGGACAAGAAGUUUGGUUAAGAUCAUUGAUGAAUAAUAGGAAAAAAGUCGGUGAGAGGACGGAACCCAGAGGAACACCACAAAACAGUGACCGUUUACUAAACCAGCAACAGAACGGUCAGAAAAGAUACUUGAGAUGAAGUUAGAGAGAGAAGGAUAGAAGCCGUAAGAGGGUAGCUUAGAAAUGAAAGCUUUGUGCCAGACCCUAGCAAGAGCUUUUGGAAUGUCUAAGGUAAUAGUGAAAGUUUCACCAAAAUCCCUAAAAGAGAAUAACCAAGACUUAGUAAGAAAAGUCAAAUCACCAGUAGAACGACCACGAUGGAACACAUACUGGCAAUCAAAUAUAAGAUUGCAAAGUUUAAGAAUCUUCCUGUAGAGGAUAGACUCAAAAUCUUUAGAGAUACAGAAAAUCAGAGCAAUAGGACGGUAGUUUCAGGGAUUAGAGCAGUCAAUAUUUCUAGGAACUGGCUAAAUGUAGGUAAACUUCCAACAAGAAGGAAAGGUAGAUGUUGAUAGACAGAACUGGAAGAAUUUGACUAAGUAAAGCAUGCACGGAGGCAAAGUUUCGGAAAACAAUAGGAGGGACCCCAUCAGGUCAGUAAGUCUUCCGAGGGUCAAGGCCAGCGAGGGGGCGGCAGAAAACAUCACUGCGAAUAUCAUAAUAUGUUGCAUGAAUUAGUUGGAGGAUGGAGGAGAGGGAGGAACAGGCCCUGAAUCAUCCAAGGUAGAGUUUUUACCAAAAGUUUGAACGAAAAGUUUAGCUUUAGAGAUAGAUGGCAGUGGUGCCAUCAGAUUGAAAUAAGUGAGGUAAGAUGAAGAAUUAGUUAUUACAAAUGUUUUCGGCUUGUUACCAAAAGUCACGAGGGAAGUUAGAUGUUGAAAGAUUUUGAUAUUUUUUAUUGACGAAAAAGUUUUUAUCUUGUUGGAGUACAAACCUGGCAUGAUUCCGGCCAGAUAUAUAAAAUGCGCGAGAUUCAGGUAAUGGAAGGCAUAAGUACCUUUUUGAGGGCCACCUCUUUAUCAUGUAUAGCACGAGAACAGACUGGGUUAAACCAUGGUUUGGAAGGUUUAGGGGGUAAUAAAAGAGUGAGUAAUGUGCGCCUCUAUGUUACACACUAUCUCUUCUGUUAUGCGCUCACCACGCAGAGACAGGUCUCUAACUCAAAAGGAAAAUCAGAGUAAUACCUCCUCAGGUCCUCCCAAUUAGUAGAUGCAAAAUGACAGAGGCACCUAAACUUCAGAGAAUCCUGAGGAGGAAUUGGAGCGAUUGGACAAGAUGCAGAUAUGAGGUUGUAAUCGGAGCCCAACAGAGAAAACAGGGUGACAGCAUAAGCAGAAGGAUUAAAGUUAGGAAAUACUCAAGAAUGUUGGAUGUAUCUCCAAGACGGUAAGGAAUAUGAGUAGGGUGUUGAACUAACUCUAGGUUGUGACAGAUAGCAAAGUUAAAGGCUAAUUCACCAGAUUAGUUAGUGAAGGGAGAAGAAGGCCAAAGCUGGUGGUAAACAUUAAGGUCUCCAAGAAUGGAGAUAUCUAGGAAAAGAAAGAGUCAAGAUUCCUCUACUUUGGAAGUUAAAUAGUCAGACUUUUUUAGUCAGAGCUGUUAGGUGAGAAUAAAACAGCACUGAUAAAUUUAGUUUGAGAAUGACUCUGUAGUCGUAGAAAGACGGGAGAAAAUUCGUGAGAUUCAUGAGCGUGGGCACGAGAGAAAGUUAGGUCGUUUGCACAUAGACACAACAUCCAGCUUUGGACUGAAAAUUAGGAUAGGGGAAGUAAACGGCAAAAGAGAAGGGACUACUGUCAGUUGUCUCAGACACCUGCGUUUCGGUGAGAAAAAGAUGAAAUUUAGAUCUAAGACCGCGAAUCUUGCAGAAAUUAAUGAAGAAAAGUUGUGGGGUCUGUUAAGACACUUUGGGUCGAUACCAGGAGAAGAGCAGUCCGAUCUGGGAACGUUUUUGGUCCCUUUCCAGAUGGGGACUCCGAGGCUGGUGUAUGAGUCACCAUAUAAUUUUGAAUUUUUGUAUCAGCCAUAUCAUCAUUAUUACUAUUAUUAUUAUUAUCGUUGUUAUAUAUAUUUCAUCAUUUCAUGUUGCGUGUCCUAUUUUGUUCAGUAUGCCUCCACAUGGUGAAUCCGUCCUAUUUUUAUCUUCUAGUCGUACUCCACUCUCAAAAGGAGCUUCCGCAUUUCCUCACAUUCCUGACCGGGUCUCUUAGGAGAACACUUGAAUUGCCUUCCUCACAGGUCAUUGGUCUAAUUUCUGGUGACCUGUGAUUGGUUCAUUUACUCCCAUUUGUAGCAUCUGAUUGGUCUAAUUUUCAUUUCUACUAUUGUUGGGUUCCUUCUGAUCCUGAUCCGGAAGUUUUACAUAAAAAGACUUGUGUAUGUAGUUUGAGCCAGUCAUCUGAGUUCAGAGGGUCAGAGAGAAAGUCGAAAGCAUCAAGUAACGUCUGUCAUUUUAGUGUCUCUCAAGUUCACACGUGUACUUUAUCUUGACGUCUAAGUGUACAUUAUUACCAUUAUUAUCUUUAAAAGAAGAAAGGUGAUAAGUGUUGUGUGUUUCCUUUAUUCGCACAUAAAACAAUCUAAUCACUACCCACGCAACCAUAUAUUAACAUUAUCGGACAGUCAACGAGCCACCACAUCUGUUACUGCUACCAUCAUCUCAAAACACCACCCAGUAACAACCAGUAAGGUUGGCUAUUCAUAUGUUGUUACUACAACCAUAACAGGUGCCACUGUCUACCAUCACUACUGCUACUACUACCACUAAUUCAUCUACUACUACUACUACUACUACUACUACUACUGUAUCGUGAUAUUUUAUAAUUUGGGAUUAACUUGUACUUGUGUUCUUGAAAAUCUCAUUCCCCACCACUCUCACUUAGUAGUCUGAAUGACGUAUAUUGUGAGAGUUUGUGUUAGUGAUCAAAUGUAACUCACUCAGCUGAGAUUAAUCUGGGAAAAAUAACAACAAAGUCAGAUAGAGGAGGAUAUUAGCUGAGACAGGAAGUAGAAGGAGACGAUAAGUUGGAUACAGUAGUGUUAAGUAGUACGGGUAGGAAUGACAGCCAAUUCGGGAAGGCCAGGUCCCCGCGGAGUGAUUCAGGAACUAGAGGGAAUAGAGGAGGAACAUAAACCCGGCUGGCAACUGGCUGGCUGGCAACAGGCUGGCAGAUUGCAGUGAGUGACGACCCACAUUCAUACAGGUGCGUCUACAAUCGGUGGCUACAAGCGACGAGUCUGGAUGCCUAGAAGGCGACAGUCUAGUGGGUGCACCGGUAUUUUAUCUGUGAUAUCAGCAUUCUAGGCUGCUUCCUCACCCCACCUGCAAGGCAGCUUGGCCGUGGAUGCCAGGCGCCAGUCACCCUUUGACUCCCACUCUGCUUGGGAGGACGCAAGUCCAGCCACCUUGGUUGGCCGAGGACGGCGCUACCCAGCCUCCCAGAUAAGCCAAAGUGGGAAUUCCGUAGUCUACCAAGUAGGAUAGUUAGAAAAACCUUCCCUUCUCCUGGUCUACACCCAGGGAAUCCUCCUCUGCCUGGUUAUAGGGGUUAAGAUUUCCUAUUUGUUGCUGAGUCAAAGUUAACUUAAUCCAUGUUUUGAUGUGAUUCUUUUUCUUAUUAAUUUUCGCCUAGCAAAUUCCAGGAAAUAUUCACUUUCUCACCCGUUAUCACUCCCUCAGUAGUGUAAUCCAGCUGAGUGGCAUAAGUGGUAAGUGUAAUUAGGAGGCAUUUAUUUAAUGUUUGUUGAUAUUGUCAAUAUAUGACCAGACUAACCGCCACAUAUUUUAGUGUCAACAGUGCUACAUAGUGUGGUGCCAGGAGUACCGGCACACUACUACUACUACUACUACUACUACUACUAUUACUACUAUUACUACUGCUGCUGUUGCUGCUGCUGCUGCUGCUGCUGCUGCUACUACUAGUACUACUACUACUUCUACUACUACUACAGUGCUUCUACAACUGCUGCUGCUGGUGGUGCUGAGUUCUGUGGGUGUACUACUUAUCUAUCUGGUUUUGUAACCAAAUUUCCUCCAUUAUAAUUAAAAGACGUCGAAUUAGUUCACACUAUUGUUGUGUUAUUGCUAAAUAUCAUUAGUAUCUAUUUAUCAAUCAAUCUAUCAAUUUUGAGUAUAAAUUAUACUUAUUCUUCCCUCCUCCGUGGCCCAGAACUGAUGGAAGAUCACCAUGUAUAUGACCACGAAGCGCAGGUGUGAAAAAAAAAAAAAAGAACAAGAAGCAAGGCAAUAGUCACACAACACUGGAGGACUGGCUGUACUCGUAGGUCUGCGGCGGUGGUCUGCAAUGCAUAUCAGAAAUGAACGUGUGGGGGAGUAACUUUGUGUGUUGAGGGAAGAAGAGAGAGAGAGAGAGAGAGAGAGAGAGAGAGAGAGAGAGAGAGAGAGAGUCCUCUAUCUUUUGUCAACAUAUUUUUAAAUAGAUCAGGAUGCGGCCCAUACUGAAGUUUGGAUGUCUCUGGGUCAUAUCGAGCAAGUAUCCGAGCUGAGGUGGACAGGAGCAGCAGCAGGAUAUUACAACGAAUGUGGCGGCGUGGUGGACACUCAGCAGCAUCACACGGGCGUCCUCACCUCCCCAGGCUAUCCCGACCACUACCCCGAGAACGCCACCUGCACCUGGAUCCUUCAGGCGCCACUCCAUGAGAAGAUCCGCCUGGAAUUUCAUGACUUUGACGUUACUGGAUCAGCUGGUUGUCAUGGAGAUUACGUAAGCAUCUCUUCUCGAGCACCGCGGACGAGCAGCGGAGGAAGUGGAGAAGAAGCAGAGGAGAGGUACUGCGGUGCCCUAGGACCAGGUGUCGUGACCUCAGCAGGAGACACAUUGGUAGUGACUUUCGCGUCUAAUGCCAAAGGAUCUUGUCGAGGCUUUAAUGCGUCAUACAGCGUGAGGGAAGAAUGGGUCACGUGCGGCUCAGUCACCCAGGCCGAAGAGUUCACCUUCGCUUCGCCCUCCUACCCCGACUCGCUGCCCGCCUCCCCCCUGCAGUGCUCCGUCACGGUGGACCACGGCUGCGACUCUCCCAUCUGCCAGCUCAGGUUGGACUUUGACGAGUUCAUGCUGCAGCCACCGUACUGGGGCGAGUGCAAAUACGACCGUUUCUACGCCGAGAGCACCACGCCCCUUCCCUUCCUCUGCGGGGCUAACAAUGAAUCCCACAUGUAUGUGAACGUAGAAGGUCGGAGCAAGACUGAGCUAACCUUCUUGCUUCAGGAGUUGGAAUAUUACCUUUAUAAUUGCUACGACAUCUACGGCAGUGUCACGGAUGAGCAGACUGGAGAUCAGGAGGAGGAGGAGAAGGAGGGAGCAAAACAGGACCCACAAGAGAAGUCGCUGAGGAAAGAAAGAGAAGGAAUGGACGUGAGAGACUCCAGAGGAAGACGCAGUGCCGACAAAUUUCUGGGCUCUGGGCACGAUGAGAAACUUGGCCUCCGACAUGUGAGAAGGAAAGUCCGCCAGGCACCCACCACCGCCACCCCAGCCGCCACCACCACCGCGCCCGUCACCACAUCUCCCACCACCACCACCACCACCACCUCCACCACCACUACCUCCACCACCACAGAGGCAGACGUCACAGUAGCUCUUUACAAUUAUAAGGACGCCGAGGUGGUGACCUUCCCAACCCGGCGGGCGUGGAGGAUCCGCGUCACCCAAAUCCCGUGUGACUGUCCCAAGGCCCGCGUGCCCAAGGCUCCCGUGGGUUGCCUGCAGUACUAUCGCGGCCUCACCGGCGAACUCAAGAGCUUCAACUUUGAUGGCGUUGGCUGCUACUCGGAGGAUCGCUGGUGUGACUUCUCGACCAUCAACCACGCCUCAGACUGUGACAUCAGGGUGGGGUACACAGGUCACUACAACAACCUUGACUAUAGCGUGUGUGUGGAGCCAGAGUCAGGGUUUUGCGGCAUCCAGUACCAGCAGGUGGGACGCAACGGUUUCUCCCUCACCAACGUGACUCACUUCAGGGAUGAGGACGCCACCCCGCUGGCCGAGGUGGCGGACGAGAGCUGCAUGUCUGACUACCUGUGGGUGCCGGGAGCCAGGGAUGACCAAGGCAGCUACAGCUACGAACGGUUCUGUGGCACAAAGCUGGGGAACGCACGCAAGUGGGGCACCGUCACCAGUUACUCGAAGCCCUUCCACGUCCGCCUCGUGACGGAUUCAGACGAGCACAGCAUGUUAGCUGACUACAUGAACCGCGGCUUCCACCUCACUUACUCCCAGAUUCCGUGCAAGCUGUCGGGUUAGCUCACGUGCUUUAGUACUAAGGACACAGAGAAAAAAAGGCGAAAGGAAUAAGAUAACGUUUUUCUUUUCCUUUUCUCACAAAAGUAACAUAUAAGACAGACCAAGUAGCAAAGAAAUAUUUAUCUUAUUCUCUCAACAAACAAAACAUAUUUAGACGCAGAAAUAUCACAGCAACAAGGCAGACCAUGCUUAUAGAUAUUACGACACAGAACAACAUUGAAUGCUGUGAGCUACGUCCUACAAGAAGAACCAAUGACAGCCUUGUUUUACGACAGGUGAAAGAAUUUUGUAUUAGCAGUGAAAAUGCUCCUACCUUAAAGUAAUUUCUUUAAGCCCACUAACUUAAGUCAAAUAUAACAUGUAGAAAUGAAUAUAUCAGUUUAUGUUCUUAUAAGGAUGUGCUGCAGGGCACAUUUCAUAAUGUAAUAACCUGCGAGUAUUGUAUGGAAAUGUGUGCUUAUAGUUAGUACAGAUGUAAAGUGUUCUUGUCUCGUGUAAAGAUUCGGCACUGACUUGCCACCACUCGGACCCAUUAGACAGCAUAAGGAUGUGUUGAAUAAAGGGGUGAUUGUGACUCGUUA
Molecule: messenger RNA, 11472 nt
Organism: Scylla paramamosain (green mud crab)
Lineage: Eukaryota; Metazoa; Arthropoda; Malacostraca; Decapoda; Portunidae
Exons: 13
Coding region: 9098-10891 (597 amino acids)
Source: RefSeq, a predicted model, not a curated record